This is a messenger RNA of Galeopterus variegatus (Sunda flying lemur), 1008 nucleotides long. It is a transcript of the gene SPDEF, whose product is annotated as SAM pointed domain containing ETS transcription factor. NCBI's taxonomy places the organism in Eukaryota, Metazoa, Chordata, Mammalia, Dermoptera, Cynocephalidae. Bases 1 to 1008 code for a protein of 335 amino acids. Gene Ontology annotation, biological process: regulation of transcription by RNA polymerase II; cell differentiation. The transcript has 5 exons. Gene Ontology annotation, molecular function: sequence-specific DNA binding; DNA-binding transcription factor activity, RNA polymerase II-specific. The record is from RefSeq and is a predicted model, not a curated record. Gene Ontology annotation, cellular component: nucleus.
AUGGGCAGCGCUAGCCCAGGCCUGAGCAGCGUGCCCCCCAGCCGCCUCCUGCUGCCUCCCGACACUGUGUUGCGGACAGGCCUGGAGAAGGUGGCAGCAGGGACGGUGUGUCCUGACAGACGGGACUGGAGCCCCAGCCCACCUGCCACACCCGAGCAGGGCCUGUCUGCCUUUUACCUCUCCUACUUUGACAUGCUGUACCCUGAGGACAGUAGCUGGACAGCCAAGGGCCCUGGGGCCAGCACUCGGGAGGAGCCGCCUGAGGAGCCUGAGCAGUGCCCAGUCAUCGACAGCCAAGCUCCAGGGGGCAGCCUGGAGCUGGUGCCAGGUGGGCUGAGCCUGGAGGAGCACUCACUGGAGCAGGUGCAGUCCAUGGUGGUGGGUGAAGUGCUCAAGGACAUCGAGACAGCCUGCAAGUUGCUCAACAUCACUGCAGACCCUGUGGACUGGAGCCCUGGCAACGUGCAGAAGUGGCUCCUGUGGACAGAGCACCAGUACCGGCUGCCCCCUGUGGGCAAAGCCUUCCAGGAGCUGGGGGGCAAGGAGCUGUGCGCCAUGUCGGAGGAGCAGUUCCGCCAGCGCUCUCCCCUGGGCGGGGACGUGCUGCACGCCCACCUGGACAUCUGGAAGUCAGCUGCCUGGAUGAAGGAGAGGACCUCAUCUGGGGCCAUUCACUUCCGUGCCUCGACCAGUGAGGAGAGCUGGACCGACAGCGAGGUGGACUCGUCCUGCUCCGGGCAGCCCAUCCACCUGUGGCAGUUCCUCAAGGAGCUGUUGCUCAAGCCCCACAGCUACGGCCGCUUCAUCCGGUGGCUCAACAAGGAGAAAGGCAUCUUCAAAAUUGAGGACUCUGCCCAGGUGGCCCGGCUGUGGGGCAUCCGCAAGAACCGUCCCGCCAUGAACUACGACAAGCUGAGCCGCUCCAUCCGCCAGUAUUACAAGAAGGGCAUCAUCCGGAAGCCGGACAUCUCCCAGCGCCUUGUCUACCAGUUCGUGCACCCCAUUUGA